Microcebus murinus (gray mouse lemur) is the source of this 3608-nucleotide messenger RNA. RefSeq names its product transcription termination factor 2 (gene TTF2). Gene Ontology annotation, cellular component: nucleus. Gene Ontology annotation, molecular function: zinc ion binding; ATP binding; ATP-dependent activity, acting on DNA. NCBI's taxonomy places the organism in Eukaryota, Metazoa, Chordata, Mammalia, Primates, Cheirogaleidae. The record is from RefSeq and is a predicted model, not a curated record. Gene Ontology annotation, biological process: DNA repair.
GGCGGAAGCAGAAGUUGGGGGCGGGGCUUGUGGAAGAAGGCAGCAGGAGCGGGAUGGAAGUAGUUAGGUGCCCCGAGCACGGGACUUUCUGCUUACUGAAGACCGGCGUCCGCGAUGGCCCGAAUAAAGGAAAGAGCUUCUACGUGUGCCGGGCGGACACGUGCGGCUUCGUGCGGGCCACUGACGUUCCUGUUUCUCAUUGUUUAUUGCAUGAGGAUUUCGUGGUAGAGCUUCAAGGCUUGCUUCUGCCAGAGGGCAAGAAAGAAUACAGAUUGUUCUUCCGAUGCAUGCGAAGUAAGGCAGAGGGGAAACACUGGUGUGGAAGUGUUCCAUGGCAGGAUCCUAACUCCAAAGAACAUUCUGUAACCAGUAAGUCUCAGCAUGCAUCUGAGUCAUUCCGUCAUCCUUCCAGCCAGCUGAGAAACCCCUUCAAGGUACUUGACAAGAAUCAAGAACCAGGUCUCUGGAAACAGCUCAUCAAAGGCGAAGGUGAGGAAAAGAUGGCUGAUAAGAAGCAAAAGGAAAAGGGCGAUCAGCUCUCGGACCACAAGAAGGAACAGAAUCCUGGCUCUAACUGCCAGAUGGAGAAGGAGCUCUCUUCUGGCCGGGUGAUGAAGAAAAAACAAUCUGUAGUUCCAGAGAAGCAGCAACAGGAGAGGGCAGAGUUUCGGCGUGAAGCAAAGGAGACUGAAGGGACACACAAGAGAGACUUUUCUGAAAAUGAAUCUAAACAGCGCCAUGGUAAUGAGCUGAGAUCAUCUGCGUCUCUUCAGGAGAAAUCAAAUGGUAAGAGUCAAGAUGUCCAAAGAGAGUCAAAACCUCUGAGAGAAAAGGAAACCCAGCCUUUGCCUCAAAAAGUUCACAGUCAGAGCCCAGUAAGCAAGCCCCAAACGGGGGGACCUCUCAGCAAGGAGCACCUCAAGAUCUGGGAGGCUGAAGAAACCAAGGCCAAGGCCGCCCCAGGCACACAGACCAUCCAGAAAAGGCCAGCCCAGGGCCAUUUCCAGGCACAGUCGGAGGUUCGCGGCUUACCUGCUUCCAAAGGACCAGUGGCAUGGCCGUCCCCAGCAGCACCAGGACUUUCCCCGGGCGAGAGGCGUGAAGCUGCCACAAGCAGUAGUGACAGCGAGGAAGAUGAUGUCAUUUUUGUUUCCUCUAAUCCUGGGAGUCCCCUGCUCUUUGACUCAACUGUGGACUCCAAGAAGAAGGAGAACCUUCAGUUGCCUGAUCAAAGUAUGCAACGAAAGACAUCUCCUGCCUCAGGCCUUUCCAAGAAGGCAGAACCCUCAGACCCAGCAGCCCGACGUGUGUACCUUACAACACAACUGAAACAAAAGAAGAGCACACUGGCAUCAGUGAACAUCCACGCUCUUCCCGACAAGGGCCAGAAGUUGUUCGAGCAAAUCCAGGUGUUGGAGGAAGCGCUGGGUGCUCUCGCCCUCUCGCCGGACCCAGGAACUAAUGAGAAUAGCACGGAAGUACCACAACAGAGUAACUCCACCAAAACUGCCACUGGCCCUCCCCACCUGGUGCCUCCCCAACCCCUUCCGGGUCAUGCUGCCCAGCCUACGGGUUCCCUGGGACUGAAGGCUGCCUGCCAGGUGGCUGCCGGAGGCACUACAAACCAAAAUUGUCUUCACGCAGUGUGGCAGGUCACAAGUGAAGCCAUUGAUGAGCUGCAUCGCUCCCUUGCGUCACGUCCUGGUGAGACAGCUGUGGCAGAAGAUCCUGCUGGGUUGAAGGUGCCUCUGCUACUGCACCAGAAGCAGGCACUAGCUUGGUUACUGUGGCGGGAAAGUCAGAAGCCGCAAGGAGGAAUUCUGGCGGAUGAUAUGGGUUUAGGAAAAACCCUGACAAUGAUUGCACUCAUCCUGACCCAGAAGAAUCAAGAAAAAGACCAAAAAAAGGACAGAAACACAGCUUUGACGUGGCUUUCCAAAGACGACUCCCCUGACUUUACUUCCCACGGAACACUAAUCAUCUGUCCUGCUUCCCUGAUCCAUCAUUGGAAAAAUGAGGUACAGAAACGUGUGAACAGCAACAAACUGACAGUCUAUCUCUAUCAUGGGCCAAACCGGGACCAACGUGCGAAAGUCCUUUCCACAUAUGACGUCGUGAUCACUACCUACAGCCUUGUGGCCAAGGAGAUUCCCACAAACAAGCAGGAGGGAGAGAUCCCAGGUGUAAGCCUCAAUGUGGAGGGCAUCUCAACACCUUUGCUUCGAAUAGUCUGGGCUCGAAUCAUAUUGGAUGAAGCUCACAAUGUUAAGAAUCCCCGGGUGCAGACAUCCAUAGCGGUGUGCAAGCUACAAGCCCAUGCCCGUUGGGCUGUCACUGGAACCCCCAUUCAAAACAACUUGUUGGAUAUGUAUUCGCUGUUGAAAUUCCUCCGUUGUUCUCCAUUUGAUGAGUUCAAUCUGUGGAAGAGUCAGGUCGACAAUGGUUCAAAGAAAGGUGGAGAACGGUUAAGUAUUUUAACCAAGAGCCUUUUGCUGAGAAGAACAAAAGACCAGCUGGACUCUACUGGCAAACCUUUGGUGAUACUGCCCCAGCGCAAAUUUCAGUUGCACCAUUUAAAGCUUUCUGAAGAUGAAGAGAUUGUUUACAAUGUCUUUUUUGCAAGAUCAAGGUCAGCUCUGCAGUCUUAUCUAAAAAGACAUGAAAAUGGAGGCAACCAAUCUGGAAGAAGUCCUGAUAAUCCAUUCAGCAGAGUGGCACAGGAGUUUGGGGACACGGGGCUUCGACACUCCGAGGCAGCAGACUCACACAGAUCCAGCACCGCCCACAUACUGUCCCAGUUGCUGCGACUCCGCCAGUGUUGCUGUCAUCUUUCCCUGCUGAAGUCGGCCCUGGAUCCGACGGAACUGAAGGGUGAGGGUCUUGCCCUUUCUCUGGAAGAACAGCUCAGUGCUUUGACCUUGUCCGAACUCCAUGACUCAGAGCCAUCUUCCACUGUUUCCCUUAACGGCACACGCUUCAAGGUGGAGCUUUUUGAAGACACGCGAGAGAGCACCAAGAUAUCAUCUCUGUUGGCUGAAUUGGAGGCAAUCCGAAGAAAUUCAGGAUCCCAAAAGAGUGUCAUCGUCUCUCAGUGGACCAGCAUGCUGAAAGUCGCAGCAUUGCACCUGAAGAGGCGUGGACUGACUUAUGCCACCAUCGAUGGCUCUGUCAACCCCAAAGAGAGAAUGGACUUGGUAGAGGCAUUUAACAACUCCAGGAGCCCUCAGGUUAUGCUAAUCUCUCUAUUGGCUGGAGGUGUUGGUCUCAACCUGACUGGAGGGAACCAUCUUUUUCUUCUGGACAUGCACUGGAAUCCAUCACUUGAAGAUCAAGCUUGUGACCGAAUUUACCGAGUAGGGCAGCAGAAAGAUGUUGUCAUACACAAAUUUGUUUGUGAGGGAACAGUGGAAGAGAAGAUCUUGCACCUCCAAGAAAAAAAGAAAUGUUUGGCCAAACAGGUUCUAUCAGGAUCUGGAGAAUCUGUCACGAAGCUUACCUUGGCUGACCUCAGAGUCCUUUUUGGCAUCUAACCUCCUAUUUAUAAGGGCUCAGAAUCAUGCCAUUAUGGUUUAUAUUAGGAUCUGGGAAUCAGCACCCAACCAUUGAGC